Molecule: messenger RNA, 1572 nt
Organism: Pipra filicauda (Wire-tailed manakin)
Lineage: Eukaryota; Metazoa; Chordata; Aves; Passeriformes; Pipridae
Product: peroxisome assembly factor 2-like
Exons: 9
Biological process (GO): protein import into peroxisome matrix
Cellular component (GO): peroxisomal membrane; cytosol
Molecular function (GO): ATP binding; ATP hydrolysis activity
Source: RefSeq, a predicted model, not a curated record
UUGUUUCUGCAUUCACAGGGCUUUGUGCUGGGAGAUUUCUGUGCCUUGUUGUCCCACAGCAGCCGAGCUGCUUGUACCCGCAUCCAAGCCUUGAGUUUUCCAGGCGGACUGAGUGAAGAAGUGGAGAGAGAUUUUUGCGCUGCUGGGUUCCCAGUGCUUGAGGAGGAUUUUAGUGUUGCGCUGGACCAGCUGCAUGACACCCAUUCACAGGCAGUGGGAGCCCCGAAGAUCCCCUCGGUGUCCUGGCAGGAUGUUGGUGGGCUACAAGAGGUGAAGAAGGAGAUACUGGACACUAUCCAGUUGCCUCUGGAGCACCCAGAGCUGCUGUCGCUGGGUCUGUGCCGCUCUGGUCUGCUGCUGUAUGGGCCUCCAGGGACAGGGAAGACCUUGCUGGCAAAAGCUGUGGCAACAACAUGCACCAUGACGUUCCUUAGCGUGAAAGGGCCAGAGCUCAUCAACAUGUAUGUCGGGCAAAGCGAAGAGAAUGUGCGCAAUGUGUUUGCCAGAGCCAGGGCAGCUGCUCCCUGCAUUAUCUUCUUUGAUGAACUGGAUUCCCUGGCCCCCAGUCGUGGGCGAAGCGGAGAUUCAGGGGGUGUCAUGGAUAGAGUUGUCUCACAGCUCCUGGCAGAGCUUGAUGGCCUUCACUCUACCAGAGAUGUGUUUGUCAUUGGAGCCACGAACAGGCCUGACCUCCUGGACCCAGCUCUGCUCCGGCCAGGCAGGUUUGACAAGCUGGUCUAUGUGGGCAUAAACGAAGACCGGGAGUCGCAGCUGCAGGUGCUGAGUGCCGUCACCAGGAAGUUUAAACUGGAUCCUUCUGUGAAUCUCACCACCAUCCUAGAAAAAUGUCCAGCUCAGCUGACAGGAGCCGACAUCUACGCGCUGUGCUCAGACGCCAUGAUGUGCGCUGUCAAACGCAAGGUGGAAUGGAUUGAGGAAGGGCUGGAUACUGAGAGCUCUGCUCUGAUCCUGACCAUGGAAGACUUUCUGCAGGCUGCUGCGAGGUUGCAGCCAUCAGUCUCUGAGCAGGAGCUGCUCAGGUACAGACUCAUCCAGCAGAAGUUUGCAGCCUGCUAAUGCUCGGCAAAGCUGGGACUGGAGGAGUGAUGAGAACAGGCCCAAAAAGGCACCCACAUGCUCUUCUCUGAUGCCUCCUGGGCCCCCUUCUUUCGAGCUUGGGUGGAAAUAGUGGCUGUGCAGUUUCCUGAGCCAAAGCCUGAUGGAAAUGCUGCAGUGCUCAGCCAGGAGGGUGGUGGGUCCCUCACAUCUGGUGCAGCACAUGGUGGCUGCUGGGAGCAUGGAUGACUUCCUCCUGGGGAGGAAGCUGAAUCCCACGGUUGUGGGCAAUUGUAGGAGUGUCUCCAUGGGUGACAGGGCAUUGGUAGGGGAGCAAGACUCAAACUGCAUCCAGUUUGUCAGCAAAGCGCAGGGCUGGAGGCAGCUGCUUGUUGGGGUGUCAGCCCCUCCCCAGUGAGGGGUGCUGGCUGGAGGGCAGCAGCACACUGCUGCUCCAGCUGGCCUGGACUUAAUGUAGUCUCUGAAUAAAAUACAGGGGUUUUAGCACUAGGUAUU